Drosophila rhopaloa is the source of this 2002-nucleotide messenger RNA. RefSeq lists its product as uncharacterized. The coding region runs from base 888 to 1664 and encodes 258 amino acids. The record is from RefSeq and is a predicted model, not a curated record. Lineage: Eukaryota; Metazoa; Arthropoda; Insecta; Diptera; Drosophilidae. The transcript is spliced from 3 exons.
UUGCAGACGCGCUUCGGACAAGUUGUCAAUUGAAAAACCGUGUGGCACUCGCAGAGGAAUUCGAAUCGUAUCGAAUCGAACCGAAAAUACGUUAGUUUAAUUAUGCCAUUCGUAUGUGCGUUGUGUUGGUUUUUUGCCCAGAAACCGAAAUUACACUACCCAAAAUAGCAACAGACAAUUUUGAGUCCACUAACUUUCAUUUUUAUGCGAUCCGAAAUUUCUGCGCGAUGUUUGCCCAGUUUAUUAACAGCAAUUUGGGAAGUUAGCGUGUAAAUGAAUUUUACAGCAAUAAAAAAAACGACGAAAGAAGUCAGAAAUCAAUCAAAGCCAAAAUGAGACAAGGCCAAACUGUAAAAGCCAAACAAAUAUAAAUAAAUAAUACCCACGAAAAAAAACCCAACCAAAACGAAGACAAGGCGAGCUACGUAGUUACCUUUAAAAAUAACAGCAACAAUACGAAGCUCAUUGAACAAAAGUGAGAGUGAUUUCCAAACCGCUGUGUGGCUGUUAGCUGCUAUGGAUUUUUGUAUUUACGCUUUUAUUUAAGCCAGACCCAAACACAUCGCUGUGUGUGUGUGUGUGUGAGUGUGUUUGCAUAUCGCGUCGGAAUCGAAAUCGCGUAAACAAAAGCGACUAACGAAAACUUGGCAACAGAAAUAUUUCAAAUAUUUAUCCAAAUGACGCACCUGCCGUCGAGCAACUGACCAACCUCAAAGUCGCAAUCAAGUUUUCUGAAUGUUGCGCAAAAGGCUCAAGUGUUUGGAAAUUCUGCAAAAUCGCUGGCAAUGCUGGCAAAAAAAAAAUAGUAAUCAUAUCUGUAGUAACAUGAAGUAAUCGCCUGUGUAAUUGCAGUUUCUGUGGCUCCACAUAAAUGCUGACUGCUGGUCAUGUCUUGGCCAAAACAAUGGGGCUACGCUAGCCUCUGGCUGCCUUUGCUGAUCGGCCUGCUAUACACCGAAAAUGCAUCCGCUUUCAUUGUGCCAAGGGAACUACCGUCCAUAUUAUCCAUAGUUUACUCCAAUAUACCACCGAUUAAGAAGGGAACCGAUUCCCGGUUGGGCUUUGGUUUUCGCCUGGGCGAGCAUGCCGACUUUCAAGUGAUGGUGGAAUUGGGUCCCCAGAAGGAAACCCGUCCCAUUGGGGAACCCAACCAGGAUGAUCAAUCGUUUAACAAGCGGCAGGUGAGCCAAAGCGAUCAAAAGGCCCUGGCACGCCAACUUUACCGCCAGCAGGUGAAAAAGGAGGCCGAGAGAUUAAUGACCUCCACGGAGAAAAAUGCGGCCAGCUGGCUGGAGACUUGGUCGAAUGGAAUGAAACCGCAAAAGCCCAAAUCAAAGGACCAGGCCAGAAGGCCAGUGAAAGAAGAAAGUUCGGCUGCUAGUCAUCAGUAUACGCAACCGCAAUCUCAAUCGCAAGAUCCCUCGAAUGCCAUGCAGCAGCUGCAGUUGCUCUACCAAAUGGCCACCAGUUCCAGCACCACAUCCACUGCGGCUCCUCCUGCCUUCACGGGUGGUUCACUCAACUUAGGGGGUCCAAGUGGCUUCAAGCUGCCACCACCGGCUCUCUCCCAGGAUACAAAUUCCCUGAGCAAUCCAGCUCCCCUCAAGAGUCAAAGUGAGAUCACCAAGGAGCUAAUGGAUGUCAGUCUGGGAACAGACACUUAGGUUGUGUGCAUAUCUAGUUACUAAUUAAACUUAGGUGCUUAGCGAAUCUGUGUGUAGUAUGGCUUAGCUAUGUUUUUGUAAAUAAAAUUUAAAUCUAAAGUUAAGUUAGCGAAAUGUUUUAUUCAGCCUAAGGAUAGGCAACAAAAAGUUAACUAAAGUAAAGAUCAAAUUAUGUCAUGUAAUAUACAUGCACAUGUACAUGUAGAAUUGUAUAAAUGUAAAAUAUUUGUCUAAUAAAACAUUGUAACAAAUUAAGUUAAAAAACGUUAAAAAUGUUGUAUUGCAGUUUUUGAAGUGUUAAGGUGAGUUAAUUUUAAAAUCAUUUAAAAUUUACGUAA